CGCGCACUCCGAGGACACUUCACUUCACGCAGCGGGACUACAACUCCUCUGAUGGGCCGCGCGUAUGGCAUCCACGCCCCUGCCCCCGCUCCCGCUCCUCGCUCCGGUGGUGGCCAGUCUCCGUAGGGGAAGCAGACGAAGAGCGGGCCGGAUGUCAUGGCUUGUCCCGCGAAGAGCAGCGUUCAAGCGGCGUUGGUUGUCCUCUCCGUCGCCCACCUCACCGCAGCUCUGAAGUGCGUGUGCCAGCUCUGUGCCAACCACACCUGUGAGACGUCUGCAGAUGGAGCGUGCUGGAACUCUGUGAUGCUGGUCGGGGGGAAGGAGAGGGUGGACCAGACCUGCCUGACGCCCGCUGAGAUGAGGGGUCAGCUCUUCUGUUACGGCUCCUGGAACGUGUCCAAGAGGAACUGCUGCUUCACUGACUUCUGCAACAAUCACACACUGCAUCUACACACAGAGCGUCCAUCGCAGGAGGAGGGGGGCUGGAGCAGGCUGCAGUGGGUGAUCCUGGUCCUGGUGCUGUCCUCUGUGCUGUGUGUGGCGGUGCUGUUGGCGGUGUGCGUGGUACAGGGUACACACAGGUGCACCUACGGCCGGGCCCACAAACAGGACCCCGAGGAGCCGCUGGACGACCAGGUGCUCAUGUCUCCGGACAAGUGUCUCCGAGAGCUCAUCUAUGACAUGAGCACCUCCGGCUCUGGGUCAGGUCUCCCUCUGCUGGUCCAGAGAACUAUAGCUCGCACCAUUGUCCUGCAGGAGAGCAUUGGGAAAGGGCGCUUUGGGGAGGUGUGGAGGGGGAAGUGGAGGGGAGAGGACGUGGCUGUGAAGAUCUUCUCCUCCAGAGACGAGCGCUCCUGGUUCAGAGAGGCUGAGAUUUACCAGACUGUGAUGCUUCGCCAUGACAAUAUCCUGGGGUUCAUCGCCGCUGACAACAAAGACAAUGGCUCGUGGACUCAGCUGUGGUUGGUGUCAGAAUACCACGAGCACGGCUCUCUGUUCGAUUAUCUGAGCAGGUUCACUGUGUCUGUGGAGGGUAUGAUCCUCCUGGCCCUGUCCAUCGCCAGCGGCCUGGCACAUCUGCACAUGGAAAUCAUCGGCACACAGGGGAAACCUGCCAUCGCCCACAGAGACCUCAAGUCUAAAAAUGUUCUGGUGAAGAAGAACGGCACUGCAGUCAUCGCCGAUCUGGGUUUGGCUGUGAAACACGACUCUACCAGAAACUCCAUUGACAUCCCGACCAACCACAGGGUCGGGACUAAAAGGUACAUGGCCCCUGAAGUCCUGGAUGAGACGAUCAAUACCACAAACUUUGAGUCAUUUAAACGCGCAGACAUCUACUCACUGGGGCUGGUGUUUUGGGAGCUCGCACGGAGAUGUUCUGCCAGAGGGUUUCAUGAGGAUUUCCAGUUGCCUUACUACGACAUGGUGCCUUCAGAUCCCUCUGUUGAGGACAUGAGGAAAGUGGUGUGUGAGCAGAAAUACAGACCCAACGUCCCUAACCAGUGGCAGAGCUGUGAGGCUUUACGGGUGAUAGGCAAACUGAUGAGAGAAUGCUGGUACACCAACCCAGCUGCCCGCCUCACCGCUCUGAGGGUGAAGAAGACUGUGUCCCAGCUGUCCGUCAACAACGACGUAAAGCUCUAGUGCGACUGUAGGCUGGACAGCACUGCCCUCUGGUGGAUCAGGCGAGCACUGACUGACAGAAGACCAUUAAUGUGAUAGGAAGAGCCAUAAGAGUGUCAAGUUUAUAUUGUAUAUACAAAGGACUACCUCAUGUAUUUAAGUGCCCGAAGCUUGAAGUUGCACCGUGUCACCUUUCUGUGCCAUA
This is a messenger RNA of Boleophthalmus pectinirostris (great blue-spotted mudskipper), 1828 nucleotides long. Its product is annotated as activin receptor type-1C. The transcript is spliced from 9 exons. Gene Ontology annotation, molecular function: activin receptor activity, type I; ATP binding. Gene Ontology annotation, biological process: cellular response to growth factor stimulus; activin receptor signaling pathway; protein phosphorylation. NCBI's taxonomy places the organism in Eukaryota, Metazoa, Chordata, Actinopteri, Gobiiformes, Gobiidae. Bases 157 to 1644 code for a protein of 495 amino acids. Gene Ontology annotation, cellular component: activin receptor complex; plasma membrane. The record is from RefSeq and is a predicted model, not a curated record.